Messenger RNA from Hippocampus zosterae (dwarf seahorse), 4171 nucleotides. Its product is annotated as glutamate receptor ionotropic, NMDA 1-like. Gene Ontology annotation, biological process: regulation of membrane potential; chemical synaptic transmission; ionotropic glutamate receptor signaling pathway. Gene Ontology annotation, molecular function: NMDA glutamate receptor activity. Gene Ontology annotation, cellular component: NMDA selective glutamate receptor complex; neuron projection; plasma membrane. The transcript has 21 exons. Bases 441 to 3158 code for a protein of 905 amino acids. Lineage: Eukaryota; Metazoa; Chordata; Actinopteri; Syngnathiformes; Syngnathidae. The record is from RefSeq and is a predicted model, not a curated record.
CUCGCCGCUGACGGGGCCGCGCGCAUCCCGCCCGUCGUCGUCGUCGUCGUCGCCGUUUUCGGGAGUGCGCGCGCGCGCGCGAGCAUCAAGGGCAAGAGACGCGAGCAUCCCGUUCUUUCAUCAUCGUCAUUCGUCAUCUUCACCGUCGGGCGUCGUUGUUUCGAAGGAAAGGUGCGCGCGCGUUAACUGACGUGUGGCGCGUGCUUGUGCGCGGGAAUCAACAGGGCUGAGCGCGCGCACGCCCCAAAAAAAAAAAGAACAACAACACAAGAGAAGGAGAGAGACCAGCGCGUCGACAUCCGUGAAAGAGCCACAAGCCGGACCUGUGGCUGGCCCAACGGACGCGCCAAGGAGACUGGAAGCAGCUGGGCUAAUUGAGCCAAGAGGCAAUCGGCGGAUGCUUUUAUUUUGAAAAAAAAAACCCCAACAAACAAACGAACAUGGAGGUGCGUGCGUCACUGCUGCUGCUGGCGCUGCACUGCGGCGCGGUGGCGCUGUGCGGCUGCGAGCCGCGCGUGGUCAACGUGGGCGCCGUGUUGAGCCAGAAGCGCUACGAGCAGGUGUUCCGCGACGCGGUGGCGCACGCCAACGCCGCCUACGGCCGCGACCGCUUCAAGAUGAACGCCAUCGCCGUCACGCACAAAGCCAACGCCAUCCAGAUGGCGCUCUCCGUGUGCGAGGACCUCAUCUCCAACCAGGUGUACGCCAUCUUGGUGAGCCACCCGCCUCAGUCCAACGACCACCUGACGCCGACGCCCGUGUCCUACACGGCGGGCUUCUACCGCAUCCCCGUGGUGGGCCUGACCACGCGCAUGUCCAUCUACUCCGACAAGAGCAUCCACCUGUCCUUCCUGCGUACGGUUCCGCCCUACUCGCACCAGGCCAGCGUUUGGUUCGACUUGAUGCGAGAGUUCCGCUGGAACCACAUCAUCCUCAUCGUCAGCGACGACCACGAAGGGCGAGCCGCGCAAAAGAGACUCGAAACGCUCCUGGAGGAGAAGGAGACCAAGACUAAAAUCAGGAACAAUGAAAACAUGGAGCAACACGGCUUUGACUUCCGGAGAACGCCUAAGGCCGAGAAAGUUCUGCUGUUUGGUCCAGACACCAACCUGACAGCCAUGCUCCUGGACGCAAAAGACCUGGAGGCCCGCGUCAUCAUCCUCUCUGCCAGCGAGGACGAAGCGGCAGGCGUUUACAAGGCGGCCCGUCAUCUAAACAUGACCGGUUCCGGUUACGUCUGGAUCGUCGGGGAGAGAGAAAUGAGCGGAAGAGCUUUGACUGAGGCACCGGACGGCUUGCUGGGUCUGCAGCUGAUAAACGGUAAGAACGAGUCGGCUCACAUCAUGGACGCCGUGGGAGUCGUGGCGCAGUCCCUGCAGGAGCUUCUGGACAAAGAGAACAUCACGGAACCUCCGCGCGGGUGCGUGGGCAACACCAACAUCUGGAGGACCGGACCCCUCUUCAAAAGGGUGCUGAUGUCAUCAAAGUAUGCUGAGGGCCUGACCGGUCGCAUCGAGUUCAAUGACGACGGCGACCGGCGCUUCGCCACUUACAAUAUCCUCAACUACCAGCAGAAGUCCGGAAGAAUUGUACAGAUCGGAAUAUUCAACGGAUCGCAGGUGGUGAUCAACCCGCAGAGGAAGAUCAUCUGGCCUGGCGGGGAAACGGAAAAGCCAGUCGGCUACCAGAUGUCAACCAAACUCAAAAUCGUGACCAUUCACCAGGAGCCGUUUGUGUAUGUGAAGCCCACAAAAGCGGACGGAACGUGUAAGGAGGAAUACACGGUCAACGGAGUCCUCAUCAAGAAGGUUAUCUGCACCGGACCCAACAGAACCAUCCCAGGUCAGCCGACGGUUCCUCAAUGUUGUUACGGCUUCUGCAUCGACCUCCUCAUCAAGUUGGCCAUGAGCAUGAACUUCACUUAUGAGGUUCACUUGGUGGCCGACGGGAAGUUUGGAACACAAGAGAGGGUGAACAACAGCAACAAGAAGGAGUGGAACGGCAUGAUGGGCGAGCUCCUGGGGGGUCUGGCCGACAUGAUCGUGGCCCCCCUCACCAUCAACAAUGAGCGCGCGCAGUACAUCGAGUUCUCCAAGCCCUUCAAGUACCAGGGACUCACCAUCCUCGUCAAGAAGGAAAUCCCUCGCAGCACACUGGACUCGUUCAUGCAACCUUUCCAGAGCACCUUGUGGCUCCUUGUCGGCCUGUCGGUCCACGUGGUGGCAGUGAUGCUCUACCUAUUAGACCGUUUCAGCCCAUUUGGAAGGUUCAAAGUGAACAGUGAAGAAGAAGAAGAAGACGCCCUCACCUUGUCCUCGGCUAUGUGGUUCUCCUGGGGAGUCCUCCUCAAUUCCGGGAUCGGAGAAGGAGCCCCGAGGAGUUUUUCGGCGAGGAUUCUAGGAAUGGUGUGGGCGGGCUUCGCCAUGAUCAUCGUGGCAUCGUACACGGCCAACCUGGCCGCCUUCCUGGUGCUGGACCGGCCUGAGGAGCGCAUCACUGGCAUCAACGACCCCAGGCUGAGGAACCCGUCGGACAAGUUCAUCUACGCGACGGUGAAGCAGAGUUCAGUGGACAUUUACUUCCGGCGUCAAGUGGAGUUGAGCACCAUGUACCGGCACAUGGAGAAGCACAACUACGAGAGCGCCGCUGAGGCCAUCCAGGCUGUCCGAGACAACAAGCUGCACGCCUUCAUCUGGGACAGCGCCGUGCUGGAGUUCGAGGCCUCGCAGAAAUGCGACCUCGUGACCACCGGGGAACUUUUCUUCCGCUCGGGCUUCGGCAUCGGGAUGAGGAAGGACAGCCCCUGGAAACAGAACGUGUCACUCGCCAUCCUCAGUUCCCACGAGAACGGCUUCAUGGAGGAUCUGGAUAAGACGUGGGUUCGCUACCAGGAGUGCGACUCCAGGAGCAACGCGCCCGCCACUCUCACCUUUGAGAACAUGGCAGGCGUGUUCAUGCUGGUGGCGGGAGGCAUCGUGGCGGGCAUCUUCCUCAUCUUCAUCGAGAUCGCCUACAAGCGCCACAAGGACGCCCGCAGGAAGCAGAUGCAGUUGGCGUUCGCCGCCGUCAAUGUCUGGAGGAAGAACCUGCAGCCGUACCCGACCGACAUCACCGGACAGAUGAACUUAUCGGACCCCUCCGUCAGCACCGUGGUCUGAACGCCGCGGCCACGCCCACAAAACCCCCAAUACACACGUACACAAAACACGCGAGCACAUUCCAGUAAGUCAUUUUAUUUUGCUAGCGUAAGUGUUUCCUGGUUAUUUAGGGCGGAGCCAGUGGGCGCCAUAAAACAAGUUAAAAUCCUUAUUAAUAAUAAUAAUAAUAAUAAUAAUAUUAAUGAGAAGUUUGCAGGGUACACUGUCGUGCGGUGUUGAUGUGACAUCACCAAGAUGUUUGUGAAUAAUUUCGAACGAUUCUGAGCAAUAUAGCAAAAGAUCAACACCAGUUGCUGGCAACUUUAUGUUGCUGGUCGCCCGCCCGCCUCCGAGGCUCCGCCCCCUAACACUCCCACGGCAUGCUGGGAUCGAUGAUGUCAUCAGACUCGUAUUAUGAUGUCACUCUGUCUACCUCCACCGGCCAGCCAACACAAAGCAACACGUGUCACGUGUGUCAUCAAAAUGUUUCGCACGCGUGAAAAACGCUUGUUGCUUUUUACCGGCUUCACAUCGCUUUGUUUUGUUUUUAGCAGUGAGGAGAUUAGCCACAUGUAGCAGCAUUUUCACAGAGCUAGCAUGUUUCGCUCAGAAUACCGACGGAGAUUUGGGGCCUCGUGUACUAAAGAUGUGAUAUUUUUAAUGAAAAGACCAAGGUUGCUUGACAGAGCGACGUGUGCACGUAAGAGCUACGCGGAUGAAGACUGGCCGCCGUUUGUAAUUGAAAGUUUUGCGUCAAUUCACAGAACCAUCGCUCGUUGUUGAGCGCGGAUGACAGCAUGCCAAAAAGAUUUGCUUUUCAGGCCUCCGCUUUAUUGUCCGGCGUCUUCAGCUCACAUUUGUGACUCAUGACUCGUGAUAAUGUGCUAGUCGGAUUAUGCAGAGGGAGGAAUUCCCAUCAGCAGGUCCUGUUUAGGCUCAUCAAGAUGUGUGGGGGGAGAAGAGGAGGAGAAAGAUGUCGAUUUAGUCAGUCGUUUUUUUUGGUGGGUUUUUUUUGGCCGCAUGCCUUGUUUCAG